This is a messenger RNA of Sitodiplosis mosellana (orange wheat blossom midge), 644 nucleotides long. RefSeq names its product NADH dehydrogenase [ubiquinone] 1 beta subcomplex subunit 9 (gene ND-B22). The transcript is spliced from 3 exons. The coding region runs from base 120 to 554 and encodes 144 amino acids. NCBI's taxonomy places the organism in Eukaryota, Metazoa, Arthropoda, Insecta, Diptera, Cecidomyiidae. Gene Ontology annotation, biological process: mitochondrial electron transport, NADH to ubiquinone. The record is from RefSeq and is a predicted model, not a curated record.
GCUCAAACUGUCAAAGUCAAACAGCAGCCAAGUAAGUCGAAAAAGAAUAUCUCUUCACACACAGCGAACAUAAACAAAGUGAGGCUCAUUUUUUUGGAAAAUUUGCUGUUGAUCCAAGGAUGGCUCAAGUUCCAACUGGCAUUAUUACACACGCUCAACGCGUUUGUCGAUUAUAUAAAAAGGCUGUUCGCUUGACUCAAUCAUGGUACACUCCACGACAUGCUUUCCGUUAUCAUGCCGUUUUGGUGCGAGAACGAUUCGAUCAAAAUAAAGAUAUUAAGGACAUGCGAACUGCAAGAAAACUAGUGGAAGAAGGUGAAGCUGAGCUGUUUCAAAAAGCACAUCCACAGCCGAUUGGAUGGGCAAACAGUCCAGGUGGUUUAGCGUACGGUCGUGAGGUUGAGCUUCCCGAUUGGGUUUUAGAUUAUUGGCAUCCAUUAGAAAAGGCACAAUAUCCCGAUUACUUUGCUCGCCGUGAACAGCGCAAGAAAGAAUAUGUUCUUUGGUGGGAGAAACAAUACGGCAAAUCGCAGCCAAGAGAUGAUCACCAUUAAAUUUAAAUUUAUAUCUGGAACUGUUUAAUUUUUGCAACCAAAAUUAAAUAAAAAAAAACUGGGCAAAUUAUCUAGUGGAAAACAUACAAA